AUGUUGGUGAUGGUUCCACAGGCGUCCGCGACCCUCCACCGAUGCUAUCAUCAAGAAACAGAGCCACCUUCAGUGCCCCAGCGGCCUUUCGUGGUCCCCUCGAGCCCUGCCGCGGACUGCCUGCUUGUGUGGAGCCGCGGGUACCGGGCAGGCAGCAGCGAGGCGGCGGGCCCAAAAGCCCAAAUGCGUCAAUCUUCAGAGCCCGAUAGCGGGCCUCCCGAGCGAGCUGCACCGUUCUUACUGUAG
Capsaspora owczarzaki ATCC 30864 is the source of this 246-nucleotide messenger RNA. RefSeq lists its product as hypothetical. The coding region runs from base 1 to 246 and encodes 81 amino acids. The record is from RefSeq and is a predicted model, not a curated record. The transcript has 3 exons. NCBI's taxonomy places the organism in Eukaryota, Filasterea, Ministeriida, Capsasporidae.